AUGAUUGUCACUACUCCAGAUGGCGGCCGGGACGGUAUGCCAUCCACGACUGCUGUGAACGGCAGUCCCGCCAUCCAAGAUGUCUCGUCUUCGCCAACUUCGCCUCGGAUCGGCCGCAAUCGAUGGCUUCAGAUUCUGAGCACCUUUAUUGUUUUCAUGAAUACAUGGGGGUUUCUCCUCACAUCUGGCGCCUUCCAAGCGCAUUACGAGCUGUUCCUCAUCAGCGAUCAAUCCAGCUCCAACAUAGCUUGGAUAUCAACAACAUCCGCCUUUUUAGUCUUCGCUGCUGGCGUUGUGACCGGCCCGCUUUAUGAUCGAGGCUUUUACAAGCCACUGCUGGUAAUCGGCAGCCUUUUGCAGGUCUUUGGCUUCAUGAUGCUUAGCAUUUCUACUGAAUACUACCAGCUAUUCCUCAGCCAGGCUAUUUGCAUUGGCAUUGGCUCUGGCAUUGUGUUUACACCAAGUGUAUCGGCUGCCGCCGCCUGCUUGCCGAAUCCUGCCACCCGUGCCAAAGCGAUGGGCCUCAUGGCGUGUGGCAGCUGCGUCGGCGGCAUCGUUUUCCCAACCAUGUUCCGUGCUCUUGUGCCCCGAGUCGGUUUCCCCUGGACUGUCCGCUCCAUCGGAUUUCUAAUCCUAGCAUUAUACCUUCUGUUUUAUCUAGUGCUAUUAGAUGGAUGGAGCAAAACAUCGCGUGCCCUGGUCAUCCGGCGCUUCUUCGACACCCCAGCCUUUACCGACCUGCCCUUCAUGCUUCUUUCUGUUGCCUCCCUCUUUAGUGCUACCGCUUUUUAUAUCCCCCUCCUUUACCUGCCACUCUUUACCAAAGUUCGGGUACCAUCCAUUAGCCCUGAUCUAACGGUUGAUCUUCUUUCUAUACUCAACGGCGUUUCUGUGAUUGGUCGACUGGUAGCAGGUCUCGCAGCUGCCAUCUUUGGCCCGACGGAGACUAUUGCCGUGUCUCUCGUCGCAGGAUCCGUCCUGUUGUUUUGCUGGAUUCCUGUUGAUACAGUUGCUGGCACUAUCGUGUGGGCUGUAUUUUGGGGCAUGGUAUCCGGCAUCCUGGUUACUCUUCCGGGAGCAUUCAUACCUUUAUUCUGCCCGUCAGUGACCGUGAUAGGCUCCCGAACAGGUAUGUAUUGGAGCUGGGUUGGCCUGGGGAUGCUAAUAGGCAGCCCCAUUGGCGGCGCAAUCUACGAUGUGAAAUCAGCAGGGUCGGACUAUUGGCGUCUGCAGGUAUUCGCUGGUGUCUUUAUGAUGGCUGCUGCGCUUCUUACUAUUUACCCCAUCUUGUAUUUACGCCGGAAGAGGCGAACGACUUCUGUGGGCUCAGAGUAG
This is a messenger RNA of Metarhizium acridum CQMa 102, 1335 nucleotides long. NCBI's taxonomy places the organism in Eukaryota, Fungi, Ascomycota, Sordariomycetes, Hypocreales, Clavicipitaceae. The record is from RefSeq and is a predicted model, not a curated record.